Pocillopora verrucosa is the source of this 674-nucleotide messenger RNA. RefSeq names its product transmembrane protein 199. The record is from RefSeq and is a predicted model, not a curated record. NCBI's taxonomy places the organism in Eukaryota, Metazoa, Cnidaria, Anthozoa, Scleractinia, Pocilloporidae. Gene Ontology annotation, cellular component: endomembrane system. Gene Ontology annotation, biological process: vacuolar proton-transporting V-type ATPase complex assembly.
AAGUAUGGCGGUAGAUGUUGUUUUGACAAGCCACAUCCAAAACACCAUCGUAAAUGCCAUCAAAUACGAUCAUAUUCCACAGGAUCUCGCCGAACGACUAUCACAAUAUACAGAUGUUUCUCUGGAGAAACAAGAUUCCACGCAAGGGGUCUGCAAAGUUCCUAUUCCGUUUAAGUUAGUGAAGCAACUUUGGAAAUGCGUCCGAGAGAAGCAUGAUUCAGAUUCAAGCUCAAAUAUGUAUUUACACGAGUUGCUUUGUGGAAGUGAAGUUUAUGUAGAGCCACUAAAACUACCAGAAAAGAGUCCAGAGCUUGUAGCACGUCUUAAGAAACUAAAAGCAAAACAAGAAAAAGUGGAGUAUGAAAGAAUGGUUUCAAAUAUUGAUCAAAAGUGGCAUCAAACUGAUGGAAUGCAAUUUGGACAAGAAGUUCGUUCUGGUGGCAAACAGUUGUCUUCAAUAAUCAACUUCCUGUUGUCAAUAAUUGCAACAUUCACAUUUGGUUACAUUGCAUCACAGUAUGCUUUUCCUUCCAUUGCUGUGCGAGUGAUUAUUGGAGUUUUGCUGGCAUUCAUUGUAGCAAUUGCUGAAUUGUAUUUCAUGGCUAGAGUGGAGAUUUGAUUGAGAUGAAAAUUAGUUUUCAAUUAAAAAUAAAAUAAUUUUAUGCUAUAAAUGA